AUGUCGAUCCGUCGCUGUGCUUUGUUGUGUCUGAGUGCCCUUGUGGUUCUUUCUUCGACAGCAAGUGCUGCAGAAAACGGGUUUGAAUAUGGGUCUGGGCUGCGAGGGCCAGCAGAAUGGGGCGGAUUCUGCGCCAACGGGACCAAGCAAUCUCCGAUAAAUGUUGUCAUGGCUGACACAGUUCUGGACAAGUCUCUCGGAGAUCGCUUGGAUACUGAAUAUGGAAAAUGUACGUACGCCGUGAUCAUCAACGACAAAUCGGCUCACCAUCUGGAUGUUGAAGGAGAUGGUUCUUUUGGCAAUCUCACUCUGAACGGUGUCAAGUACGAGUUGGUGAAGUUUCAUUUCCACUCGCCAAGUGAGCACACCAUCGAUGGCGUCAGCUUUGACCUCGAAGUGCAUCUGUUUCACAAAAGCGCAGAUGGCAAGUUCGCUGUCAUUGCCAUAUUCUUCAACGAAAGUCAUGAAGACGAUGCUGAGAGUCCUUUCCUUAAGCAGGUGUUUUCUUGGUUGCCGAACAUCACACAACCUGAUACAAAUGUCACCACCAUGGCACCCAUCACACUCGAAUCAUUGCCUCUUCAGGGGUCGUAUGCUCAGUAUUCUGGAUCUCUCACCACACCACCUUGCACCGAGGGUGUCUCUUGGGUCGUCAUGCUUAACGAGAAUCGUCUAGUGUCAGCUGGCAUUGUUCUCAACUACGUAUCUAACACAGAAAAUGUCUUGUCCGCAGUUCGGCGCAUACCAAAAGGUUUUCCCGGAAGCGAACAACAGGCCCGUUCAGAAUACAAGAUGCCGGAGUGUCACGCGUUUCGACCAAGCUUAAUUAGACGAUAA
This is a messenger RNA of Marchantia polymorpha subsp. ruderalis, 837 nucleotides long. NCBI's taxonomy places the organism in Eukaryota, Viridiplantae, Streptophyta, Marchantiopsida, Marchantiales, Marchantiaceae. The record is from the annotation of a GenBank genome assembly.